Messenger RNA from Thelazia callipaeda (thelaziosis nematode), 540 nucleotides. The record is from the annotation of a GenBank genome assembly. Lineage: Eukaryota; Metazoa; Nematoda; Chromadorea; Rhabditida; Thelaziidae.
AUGAUCAAGAGCAUACUUUCCAUUCAUUUUUGCUUUCCAACAGUUUUAGCUUUGAUAGCUUUACCAGGUCAAAUUCCAUAUUGGGCUGGAAGCGCAACACCUGCUUCAUUGCUUGGGAAUAACCUUGGUCUUUCUCAAUUAUUGUCGAGCAUACAACUUUCAAACUUGGGUCUUGGAGGUUUAGGAAAUUUAUUGGGUUUUGGAGCUUCUACUGGCUUAUCUGGGUUAAGUGGUUUGACUGGUUUAGGUGGACUUUCUGGGCUAGGUGGCUUGACUGGUUUGGGUGGAUUUUCUGGUUUAGGCAGUUUUCCUGGUCUAGGCGGUGGAGGCUUUCAAGUUAUACAAAUACCAAUUGGAGAUUCUGGUAAUAAUAAUUCACCAUCUUGCAUUCCAUGUUCAUAUUGCACGCCAACAAAUUAUCCAACAAAUAAUCAGCCAACAAGUUGUAUAAAUUUAACUCCACAACAGCCUUCAACAAAUGGUCAAAUUUGCUGCUGCUGUACUAAUUCUAUGCCGAUGGUUGGAGCCUUAAGAAGGUGA